GAAACCGAUGGUUAUAGAUUGCUUCUCUUUCUUUCAUCUGCCCACAUAGGCUAACCAUGUCAGCAACCGAUGCAUAUUGAAUCAAUUACCCAGGUGACACACAACAAACAAUGCCAGCAAAUGCGCGGGUCACACUUUGCUACGGACCUUAUGAAUCCAGCGGAGUAAUACAACAUAGGACCUUCCGCCUCCAGGGUCUCCAGGCCGCUCUGAGAGCGCGCGGGCACCUGUGCGUUUUGGAAGAAACACGCGAGUGGAAUAUUGUGGAGCUCGUGGUCAGCGAGGAGGUCGUUUUCACCUGUAACAUAAAGGAUCUGGAGUUUGGCGGAGAUGGAAAACUGGAUCCUGUUUGCAGAGAAGCUGUUGCUGCAGUGGAGUGUGCUUACUGAAAAUAACUUAUAAAUGUCACAAACCCAAAUUUAAAAAAUACAAUUAAAAACUCUACAUAUUUGGCAAUUA
Oreochromis niloticus (Nile tilapia) is the source of this 459-nucleotide messenger RNA. RefSeq names its product linkage group 13 C10orf53 homolog (gene lg13h10orf53). The transcript is spliced from 3 exons. The record is from RefSeq and is a predicted model, not a curated record. The coding region runs from base 111 to 389 and encodes 92 amino acids. NCBI's taxonomy places the organism in Eukaryota, Metazoa, Chordata, Actinopteri, Cichliformes, Cichlidae.